AUCUUCGUGUGUGUUCUAGAUAGGGACAUGGUCAAGACAAACCAACAUGCAACUACACAAUUCUUCAACCCAGAGUCGCAGCAAGCCUAGAUUGGUUGUUGUAACCAAACACGAACCCCCGUUCGUGAUCCGCGAAGAGACCGAGAAUGGAACGAAGUACACCGGAUACUCCAUUGAUGUGUUUGAGGAGAUUGCGAGGCGUCUUGACCUCGAUUUCACUGUUUACGAAGCCAAGGAUGGACAGUACGGAAAACAGAACCCGGAUGGAACGUGGACAGGAUUGAUGGGUGAAAUACUUACUGGGUACGCCGACAUAGCUGUGGCAUCCCUGUCGAUGACAACCGAGAGAGACAAGGUCGCCGAUUUCACAACUCCAUACUACGAGUUCGGGGGUAUUCAAAUCCUCAUCAAGAACACUAACGCGGGGACCUCUCUGUUGGCAUUUGCUAACGUGUUUUCCGGGGAGGUCUGGGCAUGCUGGGCGUCAGUCCUACUGUUGACGGGACUUCUCGUGUGGGUCUUCGAGAAGUUGAGCCCUUUCAGCCCCUACAACAACGUUCAGCAAAAUGAUCAAAGGAGGUUCACGGUGAGCGAGGGACUGUGGCUCGUCACGGCGUCAUUUCCCAUGGCAGGUCCCGAGUGCACACCCCGGACGUUCUCGACUCGUAUGUUGGUGGGCGGAUUCUGGUUCUUCUGCAGCAUCAUGAUGGCUACAUACACGGCUAACCUGGCUGCCUUCCUCACCACCUCCAGGCUCAACGUACCUAUAGAGUCGCUAGAUGACCUCGCAAAGCAAAACAUAAUCAAGUAUUCCGUAGUUGAAGGAACUGUAAUCCACGAGUACUUCCAAAGGAUGGCUAAAAUAGAAUCAGACUUUUACCAAGAAUGGAAGAGCAUGAGUUUUUAUACCAAGAACAUAGACACCUCUGACACAUUACCAGCAAACUAUGCGGUGUGGGACUAUCCACUUGGAGACAAGUACCUAACGAUCUGGAGAUCCAUCCAGAACACUGGUUUGCUAAAUAGUUCCAGUGAGGGCAUUGCCAAGGUAUUGGCGGGUAAUUUUGCCUUCAUCCAUGAGUCGCCGAUGAUACAGUAUGAACUCUCCAAGCACUGUGAUUUGCUGGCUGUUGGCAAGCAGUUCAGCAGUAGGGCGUAUGCAUUUGCCUUGGCUGAAGGUUCGCCGCUGACCCGUGUCAUCUCAUAUACGAUACUACAACUGCAGUCUGAGACCAUCCUGGAAACAAUGAAGACCAAAUGGUGGAAGAAUGGCAGUUUAACUUGUUCCCAGGUAGACGAGAGUGGCGGUCUCACAUUUCACACUGUCGGUGGCAUCUUCGUUGUCGUCAGCGUCGGAAUUGGACUUGGAGUAAUCUCCCUUGGUCUAGAGCGCCUGUGGGCGUCAUUGACAAGGGUACGGAAAGAGCACCACAACACUCAAGUAACAUCGCCAAACAGCCGAACAAAUCUUGCCGUUGAUUUCAACCCUGGGAUCAGCUAUCUUGCCAAGGAGUUAUACACUGGUGAUGACGCAGUAGACACGGAUGCCGUCACACUGGAGAUGGCGCGAAUGUAUUAGUAGAAUGUUUUCAUCCUUACAUUAAAUGUAUGUUAAUGCUGUCUUCUCUUAUUAAGGUGACAUGUAUAUUUAUUAUAAUAUUAUGUAACAGAUAUGUGUACUUGACAUGAACUGAUAAUCACUGAGACCUGUUUCAAUUGCUUUUGUGAAUUUCUAGGAUAGCGAGAAAGAAGGAUUUUGUGAACGCAUUGCACUCUUUUUAUCUAUAUACAUAAGGGCAGCAUUUGUAUUUUCUGUGUGUCUCAUCGCCAGACCGACCCUUCGAAUUGCCGACUCAAAGCCGACCCCUACCCUCCCCCCGAUAAAAAGCACACUCCCCCCAAAACACAAAUAAAAAAACAAA
Haliotis rubra (blacklip abalone) is the source of this 1922-nucleotide messenger RNA. RefSeq names its product ionotropic receptor 25a-like. Lineage: Eukaryota; Metazoa; Mollusca; Gastropoda; Lepetellida; Haliotidae. Gene Ontology annotation, cellular component: plasma membrane; postsynaptic membrane. Gene Ontology annotation, molecular function: transmitter-gated monoatomic ion channel activity involved in regulation of postsynaptic membrane potential; glutamate-gated receptor activity. The transcript is spliced from 7 exons. The record is from RefSeq and is a predicted model, not a curated record. Gene Ontology annotation, biological process: synaptic transmission, glutamatergic; modulation of chemical synaptic transmission. Bases 47 to 1579 code for a protein of 510 amino acids.